Hydatigera taeniaeformis is the source of this 900-nucleotide messenger RNA. Lineage: Eukaryota; Metazoa; Platyhelminthes; Cestoda; Cyclophyllidea; Taeniidae. The record is from the annotation of a GenBank genome assembly.
AUGAGCAAGAACGUGAAACGCGGUUUCAGAAUUGCUUUGCAAAUCCUAGCUCUCAUCCUUACUCUGGCAUACUUCUCAACAGCCAUUACAGGUGUUGUACUGAGAGUAUCAAAGGGCUGGCUAGAAACGGCAUUGUCAAAUGACUUUGAUGGAUAUGUAGGUGAUGAAGAGAACCUGCGCCAGUUUGCAAUAUUCGUGCUAGAGCUUGCGGAUAGGAUGUCCAUAUAUGGCAUUGCAACAGGAUUUAUCCUUGCUCUUCUCUGUCUUGUCGGAUUAAUAGGAUCGUGGUACAAUUGGAGGAAAAUGCUAAAUAUAUACUCUGGCAUUCUGGUUGUUUUUCUAAUUGCCCAAAUCGUCAUUGCUAACGUGGCUUUCCCGUCGCCGAUUACGUUCUCCAAGAGGAUGUACAACUCAACAGAAGAGCUUCUCAAGUUUUAUGGGGAUAAAGGUGAGAAGGGGGAAAAAGCAACGGGUGUAUGGAAUGUGCUCAUGGAGACCUACCCUCAAUGCUGUGGGAUGGAGGGCUAUAAGGACUUUGGUAAGUUGAAAGGGCACACGUGGCUCCAGUGUGUUAAGGUAUGCGCCAUCAAACCUCUUCCACCCCUUGCAGAAGACUUGGGCAAGGCUUUGCCACCUGCAUGCUGCAACAUGACAUCCGGUGUUUGUCACGAUUUUAUUGCUAAAAAUGUCGGUUUGAUGGGAUGUAAAAGCAAGAUUGAACUGAUUGGUAUACUCAGAUCUGAAGCAGUUUUAUCUGUCACUGUUGCAAUAAUAAUGGCACAGUUGCUGCUUACUCUACUGGUGCUGGCAUUCUCAUGCACAACAGAGAAGGAGGAGGAGAAGGAAAGUAGAUCCAAAUUACUGACGGAUACCCAAAACUCCAUUUUGACUCCUCAGUAG